Messenger RNA from Malaya genurostris, 5449 nucleotides. It is a transcript of the gene tna, whose product is annotated as zinc finger MIZ domain-containing protein 2. NCBI's taxonomy places the organism in Eukaryota, Metazoa, Arthropoda, Insecta, Diptera, Culicidae. Bases 1925 to 4963 code for a protein of 1012 amino acids. The transcript is spliced from 11 exons. Gene Ontology annotation, biological process: protein sumoylation; regulation of transcription by RNA polymerase II. The record is from RefSeq and is a predicted model, not a curated record. Gene Ontology annotation, molecular function: zinc ion binding; SUMO ligase activity.
UUUAGUCUAUCGUUUACCUCUCGACUUGACGCGCGGCCUCUGAGAGAAGACCUAGGCAGUGGCAGUGGCUCAGAUGGGUGAAAUAUCCUGUGUGGACAGCCGUGAAUCCGUGAGGAGUGCUAGUUUUUAGAGCUGAACCCUUCAGUAGGAAACAAACAACAGAAAAAAAAACCACAGGAAAGGCGCAACAGGACGGGCGCGAAAACAGUGAAAACCAGAAAAAGAAAGUCGAUAAAAGGAAGCAGGAAAGGAAGAAAAAAAAGGGAAGUCGGGCUUUUGGACAAAAAUUGCAUCUGUCAGGAUCGGGCUCGGAAACAACUGUCCUGUCGGGGCUGUUGUGGCUGUUCGGCGUGUUGGUGUGUGUGUUUUGAUACGGUGCAACAUCCUGCGUUGUUGAAAAACCCGAAAAUACAGCACAACAAAACGGAUGAAAUAAUAGAUGCAAAGAAAGGGCAGCAGGAUAGUAGUAGUGUGGGAAAACAGAAUGUGCAACAUGCUGUAAUGUUUCGGGGUUAGAAUUCGAUGAAAAUCGUGGUGGAAAAAAAAUAGGUAUCAUUAUUAAUAGGGGAUGAUAAAGUGUGGCAGUUGAACCUGGAUGACAGUUGUUGAAAAAGUAUACUGUCUGGCCAGCAGAGUGCAUCUUUUUUUAUUUUUUGGUUGGUGAAUAAUCAUCUUGUAACGGAUUUAAAUGUGUGUGAUAUUACAACGUGAAAAGCUCUGCGACAUUGGCUGGAGGUAGAAAAAGAGGCGAACAACCGAAUCCUGCCACCAUACUAUCAUCAGUGAUACGGUUUGAGUGCGACGUUUGACACACGAGUGAAAUUAUCGUAACGUGUAACAACAACGAAGAAUCAGCAAAUCGAAAAUCGGUGAAAAGAAAACAAAGUGUCAAGUAAUAACAUAUUCGCAGGGAAAUUAAGUUGAAGCAAUUGGAAGCGAAAGAGAUAAGCGGCAACCGAAAAAAAAUGUUGAGUGUUUGUGAAUUAUAAGUGAGGUAACGAAAGAAAAAAAAAGAAAAGAAAAGCAAAAAAAAUCAAUCAACGAAACCGCAGCUAAAGAGUUGUGUUGUCGUUGUUGUGAAAGAAGUGUUUACACUCGAGGAAGAGGAACAACACAACACCAUAACAACAACGUUCCGGGAAGGGAGCCCAGUGUGAAGAACAAUCACAGUAGGCCAACUUACAGGAUACUGAUUCUGAGUGCAAACAAAAAAAAGCGUGUUUUGCGUGUUGUUCGAAAAGUGCACAGAAACGAAAGAAGUCAUCUCCAAGUCAGUGUUUAUUGAAUAAGCAGGAAGUGAAACUUGUGUCCGGUUCGGCGAGGAAGAAGAAGAAGAAGAUCAUCGUCGACAGCAAAGAACGAGAAGAGAUUGUUCAGAAUUCUAGUAGCAGUUGUUGACCCGUAGCACCGUAGCACUCAUAGAAAACACACACGCACACAAACACAUACACACACAGGAAAAAGGAGUACAAGUGCAGGUCACCCCAGAGACAACAAACAAACUGUUUAGAUAUCGAAGAAGAAACAGUCACAUUUUGGAUUAAGUAGCUGUCGACGAAUGAAGUUGCUGCCGAUCAGUUGAAUGGAUUACCAACGAAGCGCGGACAUUAAUAUCUAAACAGGCAUGGAAAAACUAUGAGUGCCCAGGGGGGCUCCCCAGGGGUCCCAUCGAUGGGUGAUCGUGGAUCUCCGCUGUCAGGAGUAUUUUCUGCUUUUCUGCAACCAGUGUCUGUGUGUCUGUAGGUAGAAAAAAACAAAUCAUCAUCCAAACAACCGCUAACCACUUCUAGUUCUGAAGGAAACAGCUGCCUACCGACCGAAAAUUCACCGGGGUGAAAAUUUAGAGGCCUUGCUAAGCUACGAAACUACACGCUAGUAACGGAUUAGGGAAAGUUCUGCAACAAAAUAUUUACUCACUCGAGAUAUGGUCGCUGCAGCCGGGGGACAACAAGGCGGAAUGGACGUCGGAUAUAACCCUCAGAUGAACAACAUGGCGAUGCAUUCGCAAUCAUCAUGGAACCAAAUGAACGGAAUGAAUGGAAUGAAUCAGAUGAACGCCAUGAACCAGAUGGGCGGCGGCGGUGGAGGCGUUGGUGGAGUAGGAGGUGGCGGAGGCGGAGGCAUGAACCAGAUGAGUGUCGGCAUGAACCCCAUGGGUCAGAUGGCAUCGGGCGGCGGUGGUGGUGGUGGUGGAGGUAGUGUAGUGGGCGGUGGAGCGGGUGGCAAUAUGGCCGGGAUGGGUGGAAUGCAGAUGAACCAAAUGGGUUCGAUGAAUGGAAUGGGAAACUACGGAAGGCACCACCAGCAGAUGAACCCGAUGGCACAGAUGAUGAACAUGGGAAUGGGAAUGGGAGGCCAGAUGGGUCCGGCGGCCGGAAUGAAUGGAAUGAACCAGAUGAACAGUAUGAAUCCACUUAGUCAAAUGAACCAGAUGUCACCGAUGUCGAAGAUGCAAGGCAUGGCCAACGGAUAUCCACCGCACCCUAGACGGAUGGCUCCCUAUCCGAACCCGCAGAUGCAGAUGGCCCAGAAACGUUCGCUGUACGGAAUGGGUCAGCAAGCGAUGCCCGGAUCAGGAUCUCAAUUUCCCCCUCACCAACCGGCUGGAGUUCCUUUACCAAUGCAAGCAAACACCGGCUACGGAAGGCACGGUCCAAUGCCGUUGAACUAUCGGGGAGGUCCUCCGAUGAUGCAACAACGGCAGAACACUCCUCCGUACGGAACCAACACAAACCACAGUCAACAGUAUUACAAUACGGGCUACCAGAGUAUGCAGGGCUACCAGCCGGACAUUCGGAUGAACUACCAGCAUAGUCCCGUACCCGGCAAUCCAACACCUCCACUUACACCCGCCUCUUCCAUGACUCCGUACAUCAGUCCUAAUCCGGACCUUAAGCCAAACAUACCACACAAAGAUGAAGAGCUCCGACUCACGUUCCCUGUCCGGGAUGGUAUCCUGUUGCCACCGUUCCGAUUGGAACACAACCUCGCUGUCAGCAAUCACGUAUUCCAGCUGAAAUCGACCGUGUACAACACGCUGAUGUGCCGGCCCGAUCUGGAACUACAGCUGAAAUGUUUCCACCACGAAGACCGACAGAUGAACACAAACUGGCCGGCUAGUGUGCAGGUUUCGGCCAACUCGACCCCGCUGGAGAUCGACCGGGGCGAUAACAAGAAUACCCAUCGGCCGCUCUACUUGAAACAGGUCUGCCAACCGGGUAGAAACACCAUUCAGAUUACCGUUAGCACUUGCUGUUGUUCCCAUCUCUUCGUUCUGCAACUGGUGCAUAGGCCAUCGGUCAAUCACGUACUGCACACGCUUCUGAAGCGCAAUCUCCUGUCGGCCGAGCAAGCGGUGGCCAAGAUCAAACGUAACUUUGCCAUUGGCGGCCACACAACAACGAACCCCCAUCAGCCACUGGGUGGUGGUGGAAAUGGACCGGGCGUUGACAAGGAUUCCCUGGAACCUGCCUCCUCGACUAAAGUUUCCCUCAAAUGUACCAUCACCUCGAAGCGAAUAGCACUGCCAGCGCGCGGUCACGAUUGCAAGCACAUUCAGUGCUUCGACGUGGAAGCAUAUCUGGCACUUAACUGCGAACGCGGCAACUGGAGGUGUCCUGUGUGCAAUAAACCUGCUCUGACCGAAGGUCUCGAAAUCGAUCAGUACAUGUGGGCAAUUUUGAAUACACUGAACUCUUCCAACACCCCGAACGGUUUGGAAACGGAAGAGGUCGUGAUCGAUUCACAGGCCAACUGGCGAGCGAUCAAACCUGCUAACAACGCUCCGGGCAGCAACACUCCCGGUGGCGGUGACGGUGGAAACGGACGGGGCAGUUCGACACCGGUUCUGGUCGGUAUCAAACCGGACCCGGACGGAGAUAGUAAACAGUUCAGUAAGGUUAUGUCACCGGGAUCGACUUCGCUGCCUACGUGGGAUAAUAUGAACGCCAUGAGUCCGUACAUGAGCCCGGACAUGAGCUCCAUUGCCAGUGGAAGCAUGAUGGGAUCAAAUAACUACAAUCAGCGAACACAGUUCGAUUCGUUCGGUAAUCCCAUCAAGCAGGAACAGUUUGGGAACCCGGUCAAACAGGAACCGAACAGUGGCGCGGCGCAAGGGAACGGAUCUGGCAACGCUGGUGACUUCGGUAGCAAUCCACUGGCACAUCUGAGCGAUUCCGUUAAUUCGCUUGAUCCGCUUAAUGCGAUGGAAAAAUCGCUUAACGAUCAGAUGCCCCACACACCUCACACUCCACAUACGCCGGGCGGUGGUAAUUCUUCCGGACAUCCAAUGACCCCCGGUGGACCACCGAGCGUACCGCCGUCGGCAAACGAGCUCAACUCGAGUCAGUCCGGUGGCAACGGAAGCGGCAGCAACAACAACAACAGUAGCAGUAGUAGUGGCAACAACGGCAGUAACAAUAGUUCCAACAACAAUAGUAGUAACAACAGUACUGGCAACACGGCCGGUAACCAAAACAACCAAAACAACAAUAGCCAUAGCAACCCGGGCGGCGCAAACAGUUUGAUGCAUUCGCCUCAGCACCAACAGCAACAGCAAGCCAUGGGAAUGGGUAACAACCCGGCGGCCAACAUCAUGAACUCACCGCAGAGUCUAAUGAAUUCACCGCAAAAUAUGAUGAACUCACCGCAAAGCAUGAUGAACUCGGCCAACAAUCUCCAGCAGAAUCUGAUGAACACGAUGAACUCGAUGAUGCAGAAUCAACAGCAGACGGGUCUGGUCGGGCUGACCGAUGUCGAUCUACCGGUCGAUCUUAACUUCGAUCCCGCUGCGGUCAUUGAAGGCGAAGGGGGCAACGAUCUGAAUCUUCUACCGGACAACGUCGUCGACCCGAUGGAAUUACUGUCGUAUCUGGAUCCACCGCCGGAUCUGAACACACCACCGUCGAGCGGUUCCAGCAACAAUGCCAACAGUGACGACAUUCUGGCCGCACUGUUCGACUAGAGGCACGCCCGGCGGCAGCGGCGGCAAAACAGCGCAUAAUCGAGAACUAUACUGCAAGCUGCAAUGUGAUGGGUUUUUGUUUUUGUUUUCAUCCAGAUUUUUUUUUUCUGUCAAAAGCAGUCAAAAUUGUUUGUACAGAACAAAGAGACAUUGUUUUCCUAAAUGUGUAACGAAAUAAAAAAAAAAAAGAAAUAAAACGAACGAACGGUUCGAUUCGGUACGGAAAUGAGCAAGGCUUUGCAGAUCGGGAGGCGGAAAAUGAAAUGUGAUUUAAAAAAAAGCGGCGCUAAUCUAAUGUUGUAAAGCAAAGGUUACGGUUACGGAAGACGAACGGGAUUAUGGACCUAGAAAGUGAUAGCCAAAAACCCGCCACUUUUGAAUGCUUUUACACGGCAUUAUUUUUUUUUUAAUUCAAUAUUUAUUUUCCAUGAAAUAGUUCUUAGUCUUUUGUAAAAAGAAAAUUAUUUAUUUUGUACAAAACGAAGA